UGGGCGGACACAAAAUGGCGGCGGCGACGGUGUUGGCGGCCUCUCGGUUGCUGCGGGGCUCGGGCGUUUGGCAGCGCUCCCGGCUGAGGUGUGGAGAGCCAGUAAGCAGGCGUUUCAGCAGCAGCAUUGCAUACCCCAACAUUCCCCUCUCCCUUCCCCUACCUGGGGUCCCCAAGCCUGUUUUUGCUACAGUGGAUGGACAGGAAAAGUUUGAAACCAAAGUGACCACACUGGAUAAUGGGCUUCGCGUGGCCUCCCAAAAUAAGUUUGGGCAGUUCUGCACAGUGGGAAUUCUUAUCAACUCAGGAUCUAGAUAUGAAGCAAAGCACCUCAGUGGAAUUGCACACUUCUUGGAAAAAUUGGCGUUUUCGUCCACUGAUGAGUUUGGCAGCAAGGAUGAGAUCUUACUGGCCUUGGAGCAGCAUGGGGGCAUCUGCGACUGCCAGACCUCUAGGGAUACGACAAUGUAUGCUGUGUCUGCUGACACCAGAGGCCUGGACACGGUGGUGGGCUUGCUAGCCGGUGUGGUGUUGCGUCCCAGGCUAACAGAUGAGGAACUGGAGAUGACGCGCAUGGCUGUGCAGUUUGAGCUGGAGGACCUCAAUAUGAGGCCCGACCCUGAGCCACUCCUCACAGAGAUGAUCCAUGAGGCGGCAUACCGGGGCAACACAGUGGGCCUGCACCGCUUCUGCCCAGCCGAGAACAUUGCCAGGAUCGAUCGGGAAGCGCUCUGGGCCUACCUGAGAAGCUACUAUACACCCGACCGCAUGGUGCUGGCAGGUGUGGGCAUGGAGCACGAGUACCUGGUGGCAUGUGCCAAGAAGCACCUCCUGGGUGCUCAGCCAGCCUGGGGCACGGGGCUAACUGCACCCGUGGACCACUCAGUGGCACAGUACACUGGGGGCAUCGUCAAGCUAGAGCGGGACAUGUCGAACAUCAGCCCUGGACCCAGCCCAUUUCCCGAGCUCACACACGUCAUGGUGGGCCUGGAGAGCUGCUCCUUCCUGGAGCCCGACUUCAUCCCCUUCGCGGUGCUCAACAUGAUGAUGGGCGGUGGUGGCUCCUUCUCGGCUGGCGGGCCUGGCAAGGGCAUGUUCACCAGGCUCUACCUCAAUGUGCUCAACAGGCACCACUGGAUGUACAACGCCACCUCCUACCACCACAGUUAUGAGGACACAGGACUGCUGUGCAUUCACGCUAGUGCUGACCCCCGCCAGGUGCGGGAGAUGGUGGAGAUCCUGACCAAAGAGUUUGUCUUGAUGGGAGGCGCUGUGGACCCGGUGGAGCUGGAUCGAGCCAAGACACAGCUGACAUCCAUGCUGAUGAUGAACCUGGAGUCUAGACCUGUCAUCUUUGAGGACGUGGGGCGUCAGGUGCUGGCCACGAAUGCCCGGAAGCUACCCCAUGAGCUAUGCGAGCUGAUCCGCCAAGUACAGCCCACCGACAUCCAGAGAGUGACGGCCAAGAUGCUGCGCGGAAAGCCUGCGGUGGCUGCCCUGGGUGACCUUACCAACCUGCCCAGCUAUGAGCACAUCCAGACAGCUCUGGGCAGCAAGGAUGGCCGCCUGCCCCGGACAUACCGGCUCUUCCGGUAGAGCUCCGAGUGCACAGACCCUGGGGCUGAGUGAUUCCCCUGUGCCCACCGAGCCUGCAGUACAUGCUCCUGGCCACUCCACACAGGAAGUGACAGCAGCUGUGAGUUCCGGCAUGGACUUGACCCUAACCUGGGCCUGCUGUUCCCAAUGUACUGGGUUGUCUCUGCCAUUCCAUGGCUCUGCUGCUCACAGUACUUCUGGAGCUCAGGAAUCCAGCAGAGACAGGACUGGCAGCCAGUUUGAGACACCUCUGGACCAGCCAGUCUCAGCUGAACGUGUGUGUGUGUGUGUG
Suncus etruscus (white-toothed pygmy shrew) is the source of this 1887-nucleotide messenger RNA. It is a transcript of the gene PMPCA, whose product is annotated as peptidase, mitochondrial processing subunit alpha. Gene Ontology annotation, cellular component: mitochondrion. Bases 15 to 1595 code for a protein of 526 amino acids. Gene Ontology annotation, molecular function: metal ion binding; metalloendopeptidase activity. The record is from RefSeq and is a predicted model, not a curated record. The transcript is spliced from 12 exons. NCBI's taxonomy places the organism in Eukaryota, Metazoa, Chordata, Mammalia, Eulipotyphla, Soricidae.